Peronospora matthiolae is the source of this 2202-nucleotide messenger RNA. The record is from the annotation of a GenBank genome assembly. NCBI's taxonomy places the organism in Eukaryota, Oomycota, Peronosporomycetes, Peronosporales, Peronosporaceae.
AUGCUGCUGCGCUGUGUGCGUCCUCUGCGUCCACGCGCUGCAUCUCAUCGCCUCUAUGUGCACCCAUGGCGUACACUUGCAUCUGCUUCUUCUCCCAAUGCUCUCGAAAUCUGCAUCCGUGAGCGUCAACUGCCGCCUUUUGAGCGCUUAAAACUGAAGGAGAUCGAGCCCGCAGUAAAAAAAGCAGCAGCGGAUUACACGCGUGCGCUGCACGGGCUGGAGAAGAGACUUGCAAAAAGUAUCGAGAGGAAAGAUGUGCAGUUUUGCCAUGUGGUGGACCCGCUCGAGGUGCUGGGAGAUGCGCUGGGACGCCUGUGGGGCAUCGUCGGCCACCUCAUGAGUGUGUGCAACUCGGACGAGCUGCGUGCUGUGCAUGACAAGCUACAGGAGCUGGUGAUCCAGACUGUGACAGAGACUUCGCAGAGCAAGACUAUCUAUGAAGCGUACGUUGCAGUGCGCGAGGGCAAAGAGUGGAACACACUCGAGCGAGCGCAGCAGCGUGUGGUCGAGCUGAGUUUGAGGAGCGCUGAACUCAGUGGGGUUGGUCUUGAUGGCGACGAGCAAGAGAUGUAUAAUAAGCUCAAGCUGCGUGCAGCUGAAUUGAGCACCAAGUUUGGGUCGAAUCUGCUCGAUGCGACGAAAGCGUACGCGAUGACUGUGACGAAUAAAGACGAGGUGGAGGGACUGCCGUCUUCGCUACUGCAAAUGUUUGCUCAGAGAGCGCGUGACGAGGGUCACUUGGAUGCUACAUCUGAAAAUGGACCGUGGCGUGUAACGCUUGACCCGCCGUCAUACGUGCAGUUUAUGAAGUAUGCAGCAAAUCGGCCAUUGCGCGAAGAGCUGUAUCGUGCGUUCUCUACUCGCGCGAGCAGUGGCGCGUUUGAUAAUGAGAACAUUGUUGAUGAGUUGCUGAAAAUCCGUCAGCAGAUUGCCAAUCUUCUUGGAUUUGAUUCAUAUGCGGAAGUGAGUAUCUCGAAGAAAAUGGCGCCCAGUGUGGAAGAAGUCGAAAAAAUGCAUCACGAUCUGCGCAACAAGUGCGUCGCUAUAGCGCAUGAAGAGGUGAAGACAGUGGCGAAGUAUGCAGAGCAGCACGGACAGACCGAGCCUCUGGAGCCGUGGGAUCUUGGCUAUUGGUCGGAACAGCUCAAGGCGAAGAAGUAUCUGUUCACCGAUGAAGAGAUCAAGCCAUAUUUUCCACUCGAGCGCGUGCUGGAUGGUCUGUUCUCGCUCACGACACGGCUGUUUGGUGUGACCAUCGAAGCAGCUGAUGGCCAGGCUGAAGUCUGGAACCGGGAUGUGCGCUUUUUCAAUGUGCGCAGUGGUGAAGGUGACAAGAACGUCAUCGCUCAAUUCUACCUGGAUCCGUACUCUCGUCCGAGCGAGAAAAAUGGCGGUGCUUGGAUGAACACGUGCGUCGAUCGCAGCCGCAUGCUCGGUCCAAAGGAGCUAAACGGCAAGCGCAUUCCAGUAGCCUAUAUAAUCUGCAACCAAUCGCCACCUGUGGGUGAAACGCCUAGCCUGAUGACUUUCCGUGAGGUUGAGACAAUCUUUCACGAGUUCGGCCACGGCUUACAGCACAUGCUCACAAAAAUGGACUACAGCGACGUGGCAGGUAUUAACGGCAUCGAAUGGGACGCUGUUGAGAUUCCGUCGCAGAUGAUGGAAAACUUCUGCUACGACAAAGAUACGAUAGCAGAGAUCAGCGGGCACUACAAGACGGGUGAGGUGCUACCUGACGACUUAUUCGAAAAAAUCAAGGCGGCUCGCAACUUUAUGGUGGCUACGGGUAUGCUGCGUCAGCUAGGCUUUGGUGCCUUGGACAUGUACUUGCACUCGCACUACUCGUCAUUACAGGAGCCGCUGUUUGCAGUGCAGCAGCGUGUACUGGGAGAGUACGCCGUGCUCAAACCCCUAGAAGAAGACAGGUUCCUGUGCUCAUUCUCACACAUUUUCGCUGGUGGUUAUGCUGCAGGCUACUACAGCUACAAGUGGGCGGAAGUUUUGUCGUGUGACGCGUACAGCGCCUUUGAAGAAGCAGCAAAGGAGAGUCCUGAGGCUGUAACGUCUGUCGGGUACAAGUUUCGUGACACUAUCUUGGCCAGCGGUGGUGGUCAACACGCAGAGCAGGUCUUUGAGGCCUUUCGUGGCCGCAAGCCGUCUAUUACGCCGCUGCUGACACAGUACGGUCUGGCUGACAAGUAG